Messenger RNA from Cutaneotrichosporon oleaginosum, 2365 nucleotides. RefSeq lists its product as uncharacterized. Lineage: Eukaryota; Fungi; Basidiomycota; Tremellomycetes; Trichosporonales; Trichosporonaceae. Gene Ontology annotation, molecular function: mRNA binding; metal ion binding. The record is from RefSeq and is a predicted model, not a curated record.
GGAGCGCGUGCGUCUCGCAGCUGCAGUCACGUUCGUCAUACGCCCGGUACCGUCCCCAUCCCCGUCCUCACUCCCACACCCACGCCCCCGGAAGCUCAUACCUACCUGACGUACUAUAAUACCCACAAUGUCCGCGACCACCACGCUCUUCACUGGCCUCCGUACGCCUUCCUCGUUCUCUGCGCAUCGAGCAAACCGCGACGCACCAGAAAGCAUGGAGACCUACCGUAUCCCCCAGCACCGGCAGCCCUCGGCGCCUCCUCCAACGCCUGUGACGGCGACGGCCUCCCGGCCACCCCCACUAGCGCUCUCCGCCUCGUCUAGUGCCGCUCCGGGCCCGCUCACGGCCCCUGUGCACUCUCGAAUGGCGGGACAGGCAGCCGCGCGUGGCAUUAGUAUCGACGUUGCGCUACGGAGUGCGAAAGGACCGGGCACGGGCCGCCGCUGGCCGGCGAGCCCAGGGCGUACGCCGACGAGCGCGAGCUUCCCGCGCGCACGUGGCCUCACCGUGGCUAUUCUCAACGGCGAUGGGGAGCUGUAUGCCGAAAGCGCACCGGUGACCCCAAACGCGACAGGGCUGAAGGCCACAGCGCCAGCCGUGCCCACCCUCGAGCUCGUCUCGUCUCCAGGACUACCCACGCCGGCGUCGGCUACGCCCAGCGCGGCCGCAGCCACUCCGCGGUUGCAGGAGAAGAUCUUGUGCCGAUACUACCACACGGCCGGGAUGACGUGCACGUCCUCCCCGUGUCGGUUUGUACACAAAGUCGACGUGCCGCCUGCCACGGCAGUCACGGCGGCCCUUAGUGCUAUCCCCCUCCUCUCAUCCCGUGAGGAGACGCCAGACCCGACGAGCGGCACGUUCGCUGCGGCACAGGCGAGUGCGCUAGCCCAUCCGGCCCUGCUGCAGAUCGAGGGCGGAGUGCAGAUCGCCGCGGGCGAGCCCGUGUCCGUGCAGACUGAAACCGGCGCCGAGGUCGGCUUCGUCUACAAAAUGAGCGGUGGCGGCAAGGGGCCCGCCGGCAAGGGCCGACUCAAGUACCGCACUGUGCCGUGCAAGGACUAUGCGGUGGGCUCGUGCGACUACGGCGACGAAUACUGCUCGUUCAUCCACGACCCAACGAACCUGUACGAUGAAGAGAAGCACGGGAAGAAGGAGAAGGAGCCGGCGCUGUCGCCGCGCACGCCGCGCAGCGCGCGCCCGAGGCUGCCGAAGAAGGCGGACGCGUCGCCGCCCGCCGACGCGCUCCUCACGCCCGCGCUGGAGUACGCGCUGCCUGCGCCGCUGGCGAACCCGCCGCGCCGCCGGCUGAAGGCCGCGUCUGAGUUUCCGCCCGUCGCGGAGGACUGGACGGCACACGAAAACGCCGUUCAGCUGCAGGUGCAGACGGACAUCCCGCCGACGCUUGAAGAAGACUAUCCGCACAACAUCGGAUACCCGUGGUCGCCGGAGUGGCACGGCGCGGGGAUGUGGGUGACGCCGUCCCCCGUGUCCGAGUACUCGCCCUACUUUUCGCACACGUUCAAGGAGGGCGAGUACAACGCGCCGUACUCGCCGUAUCAGUGGGGCGGGGAGGAGCAUAGCCCGGUCCCGUUUCCCGUGCUCGACGAGUACGCGCCCUUCUGGGCGCAGGGGUACGGCCUCGGCAUCCUGCGCCCGCCGCUGUCGCCGGACAUGGCGGGCAAGCAGUACUGGCGCACGCGCCCGUGCCACUUCUGGAUCAAGAGCGGCGGGCGCGAGUGUCCCCAGGGCGACGUAUGCCGGUUCCAACACAUUCUCCCGCCGAGCGGCCGCCUCCCGUCCCCGCGGUACGGGCCGCACGCCAAGUCCGUGCCCUGCAAGUUCUACAACACGGCCGAGGGCUGCCUGCGCAGCGACGCCGCCUGCCCCUUUGCGCACGUCAGAACGGUGCCGGAGGGCCAGCACCUGCCGAAGCCGACGCCGUUCCGCACCCGUCCGUGCCGCCACUUCCAGGCCGGCCGGUGCGCGAUGGGCGCGGCUUGCCACUUCGCGCACGUCGACCCGUCCGCGGCGAAGGGCACGCGCGCGCCGCCCGCGACGCCCGUGACCCCCGCGACGCCGUAUAUCGACGUCGCGCGCCGCAUCGCCGCGGCGCGCAGCGCCGGGAUCGAGGAGAGAGAGAGGGAGCGGGUGUACGCCGCGUCGGCGCCCGCGAGCGCGAGCUGCGCGCGGUUCCCCGAGUGGCGCGGCAUGACGGAGCGCGCGCUCGCGGCUGCGUGCGAGGUGCUGCGCGCCAAAGCGAGCGUGGAGGGGAGCGUGGAGAGCGACGGCGAAGGCGACGACGCCGAGCUCGAGAUCGUCACGGCGUGCAGCCGGCCCAGCACGCGCUCGAGCCGCAGCGUGUGA